AUGUUUCCGAAAGGAGCCCAUACCAUUGCCAUAUCCGUAGAGAUGGGAGUCAUCGGGUACAAGAGAGUCGUUGGCGGUGGUGGCUUAGCCAAAGCACAAUCGCCCGAUAACGCGAAAUGGUCUUUUUGCCCGGUUUUCUUCCCGCAAGAGACUAAGGAGCGAAAGGAAGGAAGACGCAGAACGCCUCGUAAAGUAAAGAAGACCGAGCCGAGGGAAGAAAUCGUCCAACGACAGUUCGGCGAUCUCCUCCCCUUCUCAUACUCUCCCUACGGCGCGUGGGAGAGCCGUGGAAAGCGUGUGCCCGCCCGUCCUAACGCAAGCCUCCCAUUACCAGAUCUACGGAUCCGCGGCGCGGGGGCUUGUCAUCGCGGCGGUGAUCGGGACACCAAGGCUUGCGGUACCAUGGCACUUGGAUGGGCGGAUGGUGACACGAACGUGCCCCCGUCCCAUUCGAAAACCUGGAAAGCCACACAAGAAGCCUCGAGCCUUCAAGCCUCACUACGAAUGCCCCAAGCUCCAAACCUUGAGUUCAAGCAAACGCGCCAACGAAACACCUUCUUGAAGCGUACAAGCUCGAGGAAUACCAAGCCAUGGCGGAAAGAAAGCCACACCCAAAUGAAGGUGAUCGAGCAGGACACCACGAGACCACAUUACCCCUCCUUGAUGGAAAUUGCCGUCGCGGAUCCGCAUCUCGAUAAUCGCGAUUGUCGCCGGCUAGCCAAGAGGCCUUCAGCUUGCCCAGACACAACUCAAAAUGUUUCCCAUGGUGCCAUGGUGCCAUGGCACAUUACCUACCCAGAGCCGGGCUCGCGCGUCGGCAAAGGAGAUCGCACCAAUAUUACGCCUCAAGUCUUGGAUUACUUGUUUGUUCCGCACCACAAUGCGGAACCGAACGAGCUGAAUGCCGAGCUGAAUGCCGAUCAGGGUGUACGAAGAGGUGUCACAAUCUGGGCAAAACUGAAGACACAACGUUCCACCUGUGGCUUUCCUUGUGCGACCACACACUUUACCAAUGACGCUGUCAAGACCACUCGCACCGGAAAUCCCCAACGUUCGUUGGGCCUCACUCACCCCAUCCCUCUCCUCGAUUGCCCGAGAAGCCGUAAGCAAGCAAAUUCGGAACGAAAACGAGGGUGCGCUCUUCUCGGGUUCCUGAUGGAGAACAUGUUGACGUUGUUGGUCUACGUCUUUGUCUGCCCACCCAACUCCGGGGAGGGGACUGGACCGGACCCAUAUUCCGCGGCGAAGCACGGAGGCUUCGGGGAAAGCUCUUGGGUUCCGGCAUUUAUUUGUCUUACUGUUACACAAAGACCAGCUCAGUCAGUUCUGCAGGCUGACAUACGUUCCUGUCUCGCUUGCUGCCUUGCCAUGCUGUGUCACCGCGCCACCGUCAGCAACAACGUCGCAGAUUGCUGA
This is a messenger RNA of Colletotrichum lupini, 1416 nucleotides long. RefSeq lists its product as uncharacterized. Bases 1 to 1416 code for a protein of 471 amino acids. The transcript is spliced from 10 exons. The record is from RefSeq and is a predicted model, not a curated record. Lineage: Eukaryota; Fungi; Ascomycota; Sordariomycetes; Glomerellales; Glomerellaceae.